Owenia fusiformis is the source of this 937-nucleotide messenger RNA. Lineage: Eukaryota; Metazoa; Annelida; Polychaeta; Sabellida; Oweniidae. The record is from the annotation of a GenBank genome assembly.
GCAGAGAAACGUGGUUGUAAGGUGGCGGCAUCUAUUAGCAAGUCCAUAGAUUAUGCUGUAAUUGGGGAAAAUGCAGGCCAGAAGGCAGACAAGGCAGAAUCGUUAGGAAUCAAGUGCCUCACGGAGAAUGAAUGGGAGGAUAUGCUUAGUGGUAAUUCAGCCAAGAAAGCAAGGCUAGACAGCCCUGAGUUGGAUGAUGGCGAAGAUAUGGAAUCUGAUGAGGAAGGUGCUAAAUCUGAUUUAGAUCUGAAAGGAAAGAAGGUUGUAUUUACAGGGACACUCAAAAAUCAAACACGUAACCAAGCAACAAAAGAUGCAGAGAUGCAUGGAUGUAAGGUGGCGGCAUCUAUUAGCAAGGCAGUUGAUUAUGUUGUAAUUGGGGAAAAUGCAGGCCAGAGGGCAGACAAGGCAGAAUCAUUAGGAAUCAGGUGUCUGACGCAAAGUGAAUGGGCGGAUGUGUUGAGUUUUAAGUCAGCCAAGUAUAGAAAGUUGCCAAGCCCUGAAAUGGACGAUACUGAUAGCGAAGACGUGGAAUCUGAAGAAGAAGAUGUUAAAAUCGAUGUAGAUCUGAAAGGCAAGAAGGUUGUGUUCACAGGGGCACUUACAAAUCAAACACGUAGCCAAGCAACUAAAGCUGCAGAGACACGUGGUUGUAAGGUGGCGGCAUCUAUUAGCAAGGCAGUAGAUUAUGUUGUAAUUGGGGAAAAUGCAGGCCAGAAGGCCGACAAAGCAAAAGCGUUAGGUAUACAGUGUUUAACAGAGAACGAAUGGGACGAUGUGAUAAGUGGUAAAGGUGGCUCAUCACGUCAAGCUGCGUCACAGGUUAAAAGUGGUGGACCUAAACGAAAGUGUAGAUAUUGGGACAAAUGCUUUCGAACAAACAAGAACCAUCUACAGUUGUUUCUGCAUCCAGAGAAACCUCAACUUAAAUCAACUU